AAAGACUUUUUAUCUCUUUAAAUAAAAUAAAAUAUAUCAUACGUCAAUGUAAAAAGUUAGUAAUUACAAAAUAUUAAAUUUAAAGACAAUUCAAAUAGGAAUCGUUUUUUAUUUUAAACAAUUUAAAACUCAAUUUGGUUUUGAUUUUUGAACAAAUGAAUAUGAAGGGUAUAUAUUUCAUUAUUGUCAUGGUGAUUAAAUGUUCUACUGGAUCAACAAUAGAAGAUUUGAAUUUAUUGAUGAAUACCUCUGCAUGGCAAUAUGUCAUGGAUAAUACUGUAGAUGACAUUUGUGAAGGUACGACAACGACUUUUGAACUGUUUCAAAAAGCGAUGAAUACUUCAGAUAAUGAAGAUAAAAUUAAUUACGCUUUCCAAGUAGGGCAACACGAGAUAAUGUCUCGAGUCUACAAAUAUGCUUAUUUUCAAACUUACUAUAGUAUAGAAGCUUUUCAAAAAAUAGCUGAUAAAGAAUAUAUUUUACAAACAUUAUUAGAGGGUUUAAUUCUAAUGAAAUAUUUUCUGAAAAAAUUAAAAAUUAGAAGUCAUAAAGAGUUCGGAAAUUUUAUUAAUUAUUUGAAGUCAUCUUAUGAAGACGACGUUAUGAAUAUAUUACAAAAUAUGUUAAAUCAUUUUUUAGAAACUAUCCUACCAUCUAUAAACCUUGAAAAUAAUAAUAUUUGGUGCUGUUCAAAUAUAUUUCAAAUGUCAAGAACAUCAAACUAUAAUAGUAGAUGUAUUGAAAUAUAUGAAAUAAUUCGAAGUACAUUAAAUGGAUUUCCUAACUAUAGCACAGAAGAUCAAACAUAUGCAUUUGAUAAAAUAUUUUAUAACAAUUUUACAGAACCAGAUUUAAUCUAUGGUAUUCAACAGAUUCAUGGACUUAUUUGUUACGAAUUCAAAAUUGAGUGAUUAAUGCAAUAAAUUUAAUUAUUUAUAAAUUAGAAAAAUAAAGUUAUUAAUAAGUAAAAUUCUUGGAAAAACCGCGUACUGAAGAACUAUCACAUUAUUUUCAGCACUCAAUAAAUACUGACAAAUAUCAAUCAUAUUUUCACAUGUUUUAGAAAAUAAGUAUUUAAAUAGUUAACUAAAACGUCGUUUUUUAAUUAUAUUACCAUAGCUUUACGCUUUACAAACAAUAAAACACCUGAAUAAUUAAAAAAAGACUUUAACUUUUUAAGAUCAAAAACGUCUUCUAUAUCUCUUCCAAUAAUAUUUAUUAAUAAAACUAAAAGAAUAAUUUCCAAAAUAAAUUUAAGAAUAAAUAAUCUUUAUAUUACAAAUAGGAAAAUAUUCAAUAUUACCCAAAAAUUAAUUUUAUUUUCCACCUAUUUCAUCUCCAUAAUUUUUAAUUACAUUGAUUGUAAAUAGAAUUUAUUUUUCAUAAAUUAUGGAAUAUACUAAUUGUACUAUA
Molecule: messenger RNA, 1413 nt
Organism: Daktulosphaira vitifoliae (grape phylloxera)
Lineage: Eukaryota; Metazoa; Arthropoda; Insecta; Hemiptera; Phylloxeridae
Exons: 2
Coding region: 156-911 (251 amino acids)
Source: RefSeq, a predicted model, not a curated record